AUGUCAGAACCCGAUCCUUCAUCUGGAUUUGUAGGAAACAUGGAAAAUGGGACUUUUCUGGAGCUGUAUCCCACAUCCCUUUCAACUUCAGUGGAUUCAUCGCCUGGCCGUUUAUCCAACGUCUAUGUCUAUGUUUCUAUAUUCCUUAGUCUCUUAGCUUUUCUCCUUUUGCUGUUGAUCAUUGCACUUCAGAGGCUGAAAAACAUAAUUUCUUCCAGUUCCUCCUACCCAGAAUAUAACAGUGAUGCUGGAAGUUCUUUCACUAAUUUAGAGGUUUGUAGUAUUUCUUCCCAGCGCUCUGCUCUCUCAAACCUUUCUUCAUGAAACUAAAUGAAAGGAAAUGCACGAGUAAUGGAAGAGCUUUGUCUAGUUUCUUGGGGAGGUAAUGCAUGCAACAUUUGCCUUAGAAGACUAUUAUGAAGAGGUGGCUUUUAAAGUUUCCUUAGGGUUUUUUGUUCUUCCCUUUUCCAGUCUUCAUUUCCCCUUUUACUAAUGUUCCUUUUCAUUUUGGACAACGGAUAAUGACACUUGAUCAUCGUUUCAUGCCUGUAAUAGUGAUGCUGUCUUUUUCUCACACAUACACGGUGUUCAUUAAGAGUAUUCCUGCCAAAUUGUGAUAUGGUUCUAACUGGAUGUGUCAUUUUUCUGCUCUAGUUGUGAACUCUUCCCUGGUUUUGUAUCAGUAAUAUGCUGACUACUUUUAUUUUUCCUUUUUUAAUUAGAUAACGACUUCUGGAGGAAAUCCCUAUUGCAAAAGUAUCAAAAAUCAGCUUAAAUUAUAAAUAUAGUCCUUGGGACAAUUACAGUUGUUGGUAAUGUUUCUUUUUUAAUUUUCACAUCUUUUUCAGUAUUUAUUGAUGUUUAUAAAACACAACUAAAAUCCAUUUCUUGAAGAAUGUUACUUUCAUUUAUUUGUACUCCCAACUCAUUCUGUACAAAGCCUCUGUAUUUCAG
Messenger RNA from Pygoscelis adeliae (Adelie penguin), 954 nucleotides. It is a transcript of the gene SERTM1, whose product is annotated as serine-rich and transmembrane domain containing 1. Gene Ontology annotation, cellular component: intracellular membrane-bounded organelle. NCBI's taxonomy places the organism in Eukaryota, Metazoa, Chordata, Aves, Sphenisciformes, Spheniscidae. The coding region runs from base 1 to 324 and encodes 107 amino acids. The record is from RefSeq and is a predicted model, not a curated record. The transcript has a single exon.